AUGCCUCCCCUCUGCCGACGGAAAGCAAACUUUCUGAGAGAACUCGAGUCAAAGUUGAAAGUUCACAGAGGAGCAAUCCUGUGUCAUGGAAAUCUCAACUUGUCUGAUCAAAGGGCUGGAAUGGAAAAGGUUCAAACCAUGACAGGUGGACCUUUGAAAAGGGUUUGUUUCAGAAUCUGCGGCAGAUCCACGGACAACGCGCUACUAUGCAGCACUCUCUCAAACAUUGCACGUGAUUCUCGAACAUACAACUGUCAGAAGAUUUGCGUAGACGGCCCGAACAGCUAUCAGUCAUUGCUUUCGGAGGGGAGGAUCAGAGAUUGCCGCCGGGACGAGUUGAGACGAUCACGCCAUGGCCAGACUGAGCCCGGACCGUCCAAGACCAUGGAUCUUUUGUCGCCCUCGACUAGAAACUUCGGAUGGUGCUUUUCUUUCUUGCGAAUCCGACGCGUCUUUGGACAGAUCUCAUCUGCUGGCUUCUGCCACCUGGGCAAGAUCAUGUACUGGAAACAAAUCAUGGAUACUGAUGUCGGACACGAGGUCUUUGAUCUCGGCUCACAUGUAAGCGCGGAGGGGGCUAUAACUGGCAUCAAAACACUUUAA
Molecule: messenger RNA, 603 nt
Organism: Colletotrichum lupini
Lineage: Eukaryota; Fungi; Ascomycota; Sordariomycetes; Glomerellales; Glomerellaceae
Exons: 1
Coding region: 1-603 (200 amino acids)
Source: RefSeq, a predicted model, not a curated record